Molecule: messenger RNA, 1353 nt
Organism: Rangifer tarandus platyrhynchus (Svalbard reindeer)
Lineage: Eukaryota; Metazoa; Chordata; Mammalia; Artiodactyla; Cervidae
Source: the annotation of a GenBank genome assembly
AUGCUCAUCUCGGCCGCCUCCGUGGCCCCUGGGAUGGCUGGGCCAUGCCGCCUGGGGCCCCCCGGACCUCCACCACCUCUGUUGCCCAAGCCGGGAAAAGACAACCUGCGCCUGCAGAAGCUGCUGAGGAAGGCGGCCCGGAAGAGGAUGGGCGGGGGCGGGCCCACCGCCCCACCCGGGGCUUUCCGCACCUCCCUGUCUCCCGUGAGUGAGGCCAGCCACGACCAGGAGGCCCCGAGUCCGCGUCCCACAGAGGCCCCGCGUCCCACGGAGGCUGUGGCUGCCACGCCCCGUUGUCCCCCGACACCUGUCAUCAUCCACCACGUGGCCUCCCCCACGCAGAGGUCCACGUUCUCCUUCAGCCUCGCCCAGCGCAGGAGCCUGGCUUCCCACUUCAGGGCCACGGGCCCCCAGCUCGCAGCCCCAGCCCCGGAGCUCGCCCGGUGCCCCAGUGGCUUCGCCCAGGUCUCGGCCCCUGCAGCGAGGGGCCGCCAUGUCAGCCAAGCGCACGUCCGGCUGGCGCCAUCCCCACAGGCCAGGACCCCCGAGCCCCCCCUGGCAGCCCCACAGGGUCAGCACACUGCCCCCUGCCCUCCCGGGGCUCAGCCCCUGAUCCCUGUGGCCCACAUCCGCCCACUGCCCACUGCGACGCGGGUGGCCAGCCCCCGGCCUGCGGUGUCCCCAGUGCCCAGGCCUCCCCACAACCUGCAGGCCUCGGUGCCCAGGGAGGCUGGCACCCGGGUGGUAGUGCCCAUCGCCCCCACCUACCGCUCGCCAGGGCCCUCACCUUUCAGGCCAGCCUCUGGGACCCUUGAAGCUGGGCGCCUGGAGGAGCCCCCCGCGGCUGGCCCUGCUGAGGCCGAGAGAGUUUCCAGCCCCCGCGGGGCCUCGCCCCCUGCCCCGCCGGCAGGCCCCCACCCCUGCCUGGCCCCCAGAGCCGCAGCCAGGCCCCAGCUCAGCGGCUGGACGCGCCUGAAGCAGCAGCUGCUGGAGGAACCGGAGGAGCUCCAGUUCCCGGGGCCGGAGCCCAGCCCGGGGCAGGUGGGCCAGGGCGGGAGCGCCCUCGCCGGCCCGGCGCCCCGGCCCCCUGCCUCCCGGGCCUCCAAGAUGUGGGAUGCGGUGCUCUACCGCAUGUCUGUGGCCGCGUCCCGCGGCAGCCAGGCGGGGCCCGGAGCCGGGGCGCCCACCCUGGCCGGCCUCAGUCGCCUGCCUUUCCUUUAUCGGCCUCGCUUCAACGCCCGGAAGCUGCAGGAGGUGGCCGCCCGACCCCCUCCCGUGACCUCCCCGGUCCUGGUCCUGAACCCCCAGCCCAAGAACUUCAACCGGACGGCGGCUGGCUGGGGGCUCCACUGA